Molecule: messenger RNA, 1728 nt
Organism: Hippocampus zosterae (dwarf seahorse)
Lineage: Eukaryota; Metazoa; Chordata; Actinopteri; Syngnathiformes; Syngnathidae
Exons: 2
Coding region: 19-1584 (521 amino acids)
Source: RefSeq, a predicted model, not a curated record
CAACUCAACACACCCUCAAUGACAAAACAUCUUUAUUUUAAUUAUGUAGCUGCCAUGGAUUCCCCUAUCUGCGACUCUACAACACGAGAUAUGACAGACAGACCGAGCCAUUCAUCGCAAGACCGAGAAGAGGAUCCAUGUGCAGCAGAAGAAUCACGUUUCAGUGGAACAGAUCAAGAAUCUGGUCCCAGUGGAGAACGUGAUCAGUGUUCAAGUCAAAGAACAGGUGCCGUAGUUGUUUGUCCAAGCAAGAAAAAGGGUGGGAAAAGAGUGAAUGAUAAGAGACAUUAUUGCUUGUAUUGUUCCAAGCCUUGUGCUAAGAUCGCAAGGCACUUAGAACAUGCACAUAGCGAUAAAUCAGAUGUUGCUCGUGCUGUAAGCUUUCCAAAACGCUCAACUGAAAGAAAAAUGCAAUUGGAUUAUAUUCGGAACAAAGGAAACUACGCCCAUAAUGCUUCUGCUAUGGAGUCAGGAAAGGGAGAAUUGGUGCCAUUCAAACGUCCUCCUACAAAGUCAGAGGGAAAUGACUUUAUGCACUGUGUAUACAGUCAGGGACUUUUCUUGCAUCACAUUCUCUGGAAACACAUGAGUAAUUGUAGACUCAAACCUGGAUCUGUUGCCCCCAUGCCAGGAAAGAGCUGUGUUCAGAACUUGUGUACAUACGCAGGACCUGUGCCGACAAGCACGAGUGAAGAGCUGUGGAGAGUAAUUGCUGCCAUGAAUCCUGGCCCAAUUUCUCACAUAAUAAAAAAUGACCAACUCAUUAUUGAAUUUGGGCAACACUUAUUAAAUAAAAGAGGGACAUCGGCCAAGAACAACGAGCUUGUGCGACAGAAGAUGCGGGAAUUGGGAAGGUUGAUUCAAGGUGCCAGAAGAGUGACUUCCUUGAAGAAUAUGAAGGAUCUCAUUAAUCCAGUGAAGUACAUGCAGACUGUUCAAGCCGUCAAGUUCACGUGCGGAUAUGAGAGUAAAUCAAACAGCUUCUUGAUUCCGUCACUAGCAAACAAACUAGGACACUCAUUAGUUAAAAUAUGUAAACUCCUAAAAGCGAAGGGUUUACUCCCAAACGAUGAGAAGCUCGUUAAGGAUGCCACCAAUUUUGAAGCGGUCCAUCAGGAAAAGUGGCAUGAGUUGAUUUCAGCUACAGCGUUGAGAAAAAUCAGGGAAGCAAAGUGGAAUGUGCCCAGUGUCAUGCCCUUCACAAAAGACGUACAAAAGCUGCAUGCAUAUCUCACUCAAGAGCAAGACAAAUGGCACGAAACCCUCUCUGAAUAUUCCUCUACAAAAGCCUGGAAGGAGCUGACAAAGGUGUGUGUUGUCCAGCUCAUCCUCUAUAACCGGCGCAGGGAGGGAGAGGUGUCAAGCAUGCCCCUAUCUGCAUUUGUGUCAAGAGACCCUUCUGAUCCACACGAGGAUGUGGACUGGGCACUCUCUGACAUGGAGAAAAAACUCUCCAGGCACUUCACUAGGAUUGUCAUCAGAGGAAAGUGUAACAAGGGCUACGUUUGUUUUAUAAUUGCUGGAGAUGAUAAAACACUAUGGGUAGACAACGGGUUUCUACUUGGACCAGUAAGGGGACACUAGGUUCGAUUCACUGGAGCCAAUGAUGUCACUAUUGAGGGGGUGGCAUGGGCAAAGAAACAAGACAACAGUUGUAAAAACAAUUAACUUUUACAUCAAACAGACACAGGACAACAAAAUUAUUAUCACAACAACCACAGGGGAAAA